AUGCAGCUCUUCCAAGGAGAGAAGCCAGCUCACGAUUUCCUGUCGCUCCACACCGGAGGAGGCUCGUCGUCGCCGGUGCAGCAUUCCUCCCAAGCUGCAGGGUACGAAUUGGGGGUGCACAAUUCACUGAAGCCCCUGAAGCUGGGCAAGCGGCGCGGGGGCGGCGAAGGCGACGGAGCGAUCGGUGUGGCACCGUCGUCGGGGUUGGAGGCGGACUCGGAGGAGCGUGUCUUACCGGGUGUCGUCGGGACGUUCAGCAUCAGGCAGGUGGCAUCUGCGACUCAGUCGAGGGGAGAAGCCGCUAGCCAUGGCGUCGUCGUCAGGGGUGCCGCCUUUCCUCCUGCCGUUCAGGUUUCCAGAACGGAGGGCCCGCCGCAUGGAACAGAAUCGGGAGCCAGGGCUCACAGCGGUCCGGCCACAAUGUGGCAAGAUUCUGGCAUGGACCAAAGAUCCAGAGGCGCGAGAGGAGGCGAGGGGAGAUGCAGAAGCAGCGGCAGCAGCGCUGAUCAGGGGCCCAGCACACCGAGAUCCAAGCACUCCGCUACCGAGCAGCGGAGAAGGACAAAGAUAAAUGACAGGCUCGAAAUACUUCGGGAACUCCUACCACACGGUGAUCAGAAGAGGGACAAGGCAUCUUUCCUUCAUGAGGUUAUUGAAUACAUAAGGUUCUUGCAAGAGAAGGUCCAAAAGUACGAGUCAGCACACCCACAAAAGAAUCACGAGGACUCCUCCAUGCCAUGGGCAAAAGUUUACUACAGAUCAUGCUGGAAAAACACAGAGAAUAUCAACCAAGGAGGAGGAUUAGCAGCUUCCACACAGGAUACGAACAAAGAACAGUAUGGUUCCAAGCAAACUACAGUGGCAUCGUCUGCUCUCUUUGACGCACAAAGCGCUAGGGAAGCUAGUGCAAACGACAUUUCCUCCCAAAAGCCAACAUGCACAGCACAAAGCAGGGCAGACAACAACAUACCUAGCAAACAGCCACCAUGGUUGAGCAUGUCAACCUCUGAUUCAGACAACAGAACACUGAGCAAGAACGAGAAACAAACUCUCCAUGAGGAUACUCAAAGUCUUUCUGAUGCUUACUCUCAAGGGUUUGUUCCUAAACUACUGUUGCUUACCGAUGAUAAUUUUGCUAUAUCUGCAACUAACAGAAGAAAACAUUAUUUACAUCAGGCUACUAAAUAG
This is a messenger RNA of Miscanthus lutarioriparius, 1188 nucleotides long. The record is from the annotation of a GenBank genome assembly. NCBI's taxonomy places the organism in Eukaryota, Viridiplantae, Streptophyta, Magnoliopsida, Poales, Poaceae.